Strongylus vulgaris is the source of this 498-nucleotide messenger RNA. The record is from the annotation of a GenBank genome assembly. NCBI's taxonomy places the organism in Eukaryota, Metazoa, Nematoda, Chromadorea, Rhabditida, Strongylidae.
AUGCUGGAUUUUCUUGUGUUAGUUUUCUCCAGCAUUCUAUGUAUUGUUGCAAUGCGGAUCUCUUUGAUGGUGAAAACGCCUGCGAACAGUGGUAAUCGUAGGCUAGAAUCCCCAAUUAGGUGGCUCGGUGUACUAAUGGCAUUGUGCGGAAUGGCUGUAUUGCUGCAGGCCAUUGCUUUCUUCCGAUCAUCUUCCGAGCUUCAUCCUAUGGUCGUCGUCUAUAUGGCGCUUUACCAUAUGGCUUUAGCCAUUGGUCUUAUUGUCUUUCCUCUCUAUCAGAUUCUCUGCUCUGAAAAACUUGCAUCCCAUCCUUUCUCGCAAACAACUCUCCUGACAAUGUCCGUAGUCCGAUUCGUAGAAAUUCUAACUCAACUCGACUAUCGAGGGACUGGAGACGACCUCUCAUUAGCAUGGAAGGUCCAUCAAACCGCCGAUUUUAUUGCCCUAGGAAGUAAGUCAGUGCUCCUCUAUCACAAAACUGUGACUCAUGAAAAUUAG